Panicum virgatum (switchgrass) is the source of this 2302-nucleotide messenger RNA. RefSeq names its product WD repeat-containing protein WDS homolog. The record is from RefSeq and is a predicted model, not a curated record. The transcript is spliced from 4 exons. Lineage: Eukaryota; Viridiplantae; Streptophyta; Magnoliopsida; Poales; Poaceae. The coding region runs from base 422 to 2014 and encodes 530 amino acids. Gene Ontology annotation, molecular function: protein binding.
ACAACUUCUCCAGCCGAUCGUUCCGCUUCCGUCCCCAAAUCACACACCUGAUUCCGCCCAUAGUUUCAGGGGGAGGGGGGAAAAAGAAACAAUAGCUCGACCCGAAUAGUUUGGGGCUCCCUUCAGAAUCAAUCCACACUAUCGCUUCCAAAAUCUCGUUGAUAACACCUCGCAAUUUUUUUUUAAAUUCCCUUCUGUCUCUUGUCUGGAGCUACUGUAUCAUAUCCGAUCCAUCGUUCCAGCCCAAAUCUUGCUCGCCUUCCCGCUCUUUUGAUUUUGAUCCCACUUUUACCCUCUCAAAUCCGCUACCCCCACUCCAAAAAUCUGAUCUUUCCGCCUCCAAAGCCCAGAUUUUUUUUUCUUGGGUUUGUGUCGUCAGCGGGGGCGCGAAACCUCUCAAGCUGGCGACCCCAGUGCGGCCAUGGACCUGCCCGAGAGCUCUGUAUCCCGCGCCGACGAGGGCCGGGCCCCUCGCCGUGUCGGCCCCGUCGACCGAGAGGAGCUGGUGCGCGUCAUCGAGCAGUCCCUCUACUCGCUCGGGUACCGCCGGGCGGCGGCCGCGCUCGAGGCGGAGUCCGGUGUGCCGCUGUACCCGCCGGACCACGGCAGCCUGCUGCUCGACGUGAUGGCCGGCCGGUGGGACGCGUGCGCGGAGACCGUCCGCGCGGUCGCCGGUGUUGGCGACGCCGACCGUGCGGUCGCGGAGUUCCUCUUGUGGAGGGCCCACUACCUCGAGCUGUUGGGGACUGGCGGCGAUGCCGGCCUGCGGCGUGCGAGGGAGGUGCUCCGGCGCCGAAUUGCGCCGCUCGGCGUUGACAGGAGGUGCGUGCACUGCCUGGCGUGCGCCAUGGUCUCGUGCGAUGGGGCUGUUGCUCCGGAUGCCGUGGUUGGGUGGAGGAUUGCGGUGUUCUUGGAUUUAGUUGAGGUGCUGCCACCAUGGUUCCAUGUGCCGAGCGGGCGGUUGGAGCAUUUGGUGGAGAGUGCAGUUACUAAGCAAGUAGCAUCGUGUAUAUAUCACAAUUUGCCAGAUGAGAUAACUCUGUUUCAAGAUCACAAGUGCCAUGAACAGCAUAUCCCUUCCAAGUGUGCACAGAUAUUAUGUGGUCAUAAUAAUGAAGUUUGGUUUGUAAGGUUCUCUAAUAAUGGAGACUACCUGGCAUCAUCGUCAAGUGAUUGCACCGCCAUAAUUUGGAAGGUGGAAAAGGAUGAUACAUUGACCAAGAAGCACUGCCUACAAGGUCACCAGAAACCAAUUUCCUUUGUUGCCUGGAGCCCAAAUGAUCGAAUGCUGCUCACUUGUGGUACUGGUGAAUCUUUGAAACUGUGGAAUGUCGAUACUGGUGAAUGCAAUCUUAAAUUUGGAGGUUCAGUGGACUACAUCAUCAGUUCAUGUGCAUGGUUUCCUAAUUCAGAGAAAAUAGUAUGUGCCAGCUCUGGGCCUGGAAGUUCACCAAAUAGGAUCUUCACUUGUGACCUAGAAGGUCGAGAGCUGGAAGUAUGGGCUGGAGAUAGAAUACCUAAAGUCAGUGACCUUGCUGUGACGCCUGAUGGCCAGCACCUAAUCUUUGUAUCUUGUAACGAUAUCUGGAUUCGAGAACUUCCAAAGGGGCGGGAAUGGAGAUUUCGUGAGAAGCAGGCAAUUUCAUCCCUUUCUCUUUCAGGUGAUGGACAGUCGCUCAUUGUCAACCUUAACAGCCAGGAAAUUCAUUUGUGGAAAAUUAAUGAAAAAACUACUAUGCCUGAAAAGUUCAAGGGGCACAAGCAAGAGAAGUUUGUGAUUAGGUCUUGCUUUGGGGGUUCAAAUUCCUUGUUCAUUGCUAGUGGCAGUGAGGAUUCACAGGUCUACAUUUGGAAAAGGCACCUGGAAACGCCGAUAAAGGUCUUGCAUGGCCACACGAUGAUUGUGAAUUGUGUAAGCUGGAAUCCUGCUAGGCCCCAUAUGCUGGCUUCUGCUAGUGAUGACCGCACAGUUCGAAUAUGGCUAGCAUGCAAGACGGGAAGCACAUGUAGUUGAAGUGUGAAAUUUUGUAUGUUCGUGUAAAUAGUUGUACAUUUAGACUGAUUGCACAAAUCUGUCCGGGAUUACUUUUUUUUCCCUUGCUAAAGAGCUCGUAGCUGCGUUGAGAGUUCAGAAAUAAAACAUCCAAAGCCAGAAGUAGCUGUGUUCCAUGUGUUUGCCUGGCUACCCGGUGAGUUUUGAUACUUUUGUACAGGACACAGAUGCAUCAGAACUUUGUAGUACAUUUUAUUGGACUAUACUGUUUAAAAGUGCUGAGAUAUGCCUUCAGUCGGUGUGGAUUCA